GACCGGAAAUGGGCGUUGUGCUUCACCUGGAACCGGAAGUGAAGAUGCAGUGUGUGCGUCUGUGUGUAUGUGUCUCUGUGUCUCCUUGGUUGGAAUGGGAAUGGGUCAGAGAGGAAUACAACGCGUAGUUUAACUCCUUCAAACACAUAAGUAUUGUUUAAUCCCACUGCGAGGAAUAAAUGAAUGAAAAUGAAACGCGACGUCCGGAUUCUGCUGUUAGGGGAACCCAAAGUGGGGAAGACGUCUCUUAUCAUGUCCCUGGUAGGAGAAGAGUUCCCUGAGGAGGUUCCUCUCCGGGCCGAGGAGAUCACCAUACCCGCAGACGUCACACCUGAGAAAGUGCCAACACACAUAGUGGACUACUCCGAGAGCGAGCAGUCAGAAGAAGUGCUGCGCAACGAGAUCAUUAAGGCUAACGUGGUGUGCGUGGUGUACGACGUCACGCGUGAGGAAACCAUCGACAAGAUCCGAACAAAAUGGAUUCCGCUCGUGAACGGCAAGGCUGAAAAAGGCAACAAGAUUCCCAUCAUCCUAGUGGGCAACAAAUCCGACCUGCGCUCCGGCAGCUCCAUGGAAACCAUCCUGCCAAUCAUGAACCAGUUCUCAGAGAUCGAGACAUGCGUGGAGUGCUCGGCUAAGAACCUGAAAAACAUCUCUGAGCUUUUCUACUAUGCUCAGAAAGCUGUGCUGCACCCGACAGCGCCGCUCUACGAUCCUGAGGACAAACAGCUUAAGCCACAGUGUGUUCGUGCCCUUAGUCGAAUCUUCACCAUAUCCGAUCAAGACAACGAUCGGAUCCUCAGUGAUGCUGAACUCAACAGCUUUCAGAAAUCCUGUUUUGGGAACCCGUUGGCUCCUCAGGCUUUAGAGGACGUGAAAACAGUCGUGUGGAAGAACACCAGCGAUGGCGUGCAGGACAACGGCCUGACUCUUAACGGUUUCCUGUUUCUGAACACACUGUUUAUUCAGAGAGGACGUCACGAGACCACGUGGACCAUCCUGCGCAAGUUCGGCUACGACGACACGCUCGAGCUUACAGAUGACUACCUCUAUCCACCGCUGCGUGUGCCUGUCGGUUGUACGACAGAGCUGAACCAUCUCGGUUAUCAGUUCCUCCAGCGCCUCUUUGAGAAGUACGAUGAGGAUAAGGACUCUGCUCUUUCACCAGCAGAGCUGAAGAACCUGUUUGCUGUGUUUCCCUACAUGCCCUGGUCCGAGUCGGUGUACAGUAGCGUCCCCACUACAGAAGACAACUACAUCUCUCUGCGUGGCUACCUCUGCCAGUGGACGUUGUCAGCGUACCUGGGCGUCCACAGGUGUCUUGAGCAUUUGGGAUACCUCGGAUAUCCCAUCCUGAUGGAGCAGGACUCACAGACAUCAGCCAUCACGGUAACCAGAGAGAAGGCGUCAGACCUGGAGAAGGGACAGACGCAGCGCUCAGUGUUCCUCUGCAAGGUGAUUGGUCCACGUGGGACAGGAAAGACCGCCUUCCUGAAAGCCUUUCUUGGGCGGAGCCUCGUGGGUGACGAGUGCCACCCCGGUGUAUUCUCACUCUACACGAUCAACACCGUCUCCAUCUCCAACCAGGAGAGAUACCUCAUCCUGGAGGAAGUGGACGUGGAAGCGGAGUUCCUGAAAGCAGCGGAUGCCGCGUGUGACGUCGCCUGUCUGAUGUAUGACGUCAGCGAUCCGGACUCGUUCAACUACUGCGCUAGUAUAUACAAGCAGCACUACAUGGCGAGCGGAGUGCCGUGCGUGGUGGUGGGAUCCAAAGCCGACCUGCCCGAGGUGAAGCAGCACCACGGAAUGAGUCCGGCCGAGUUCUGCUACAAACACAGACUCCCUACGCCGCUCCGCUUCACCGCGCUCAACACACACAGCAACACACACAUCUACAACAAGAUCGCCUGGGCCGCCAUGUAUCCACACCUGAACGGUUCGGACAUGAACAGCACGUCCUUUUGGCUGCGUGUGACACUCGGAGCUAUCAGCGCCAGCCUGCUGGGAUUCGCCUUCUACAGAGCCUUCAGCAGGCACAAAUAACACACACACACACACUCCAGCAACAUUCUUCUACCAACUGACUCUGUUCAGCUGCUCCUUCUCAGUCUCUCUCUCUCACUCUCUCACACACACACACACGGACAGUUUCUGUGCUAAUUGGUCCAACAUACAGUAUGUGCAGCGGGAGAAUUAACCGCUCUACUAACCACACAGAACUUUGACCUCUUUAUCUUUGUGUUUGACCUUUUGACCUGGGACUUUAUGCCAAAUGGAGCUGAGACCCACACACACACACACACACACACACACACCUCUCAGCAUCAAUGAGACCAUGUCUGUGUGUGUGUGUGUGUGUGUGUGUGUGUGAGAGAGAGAUAUAGGGAGACAGAUAGUUUUAUUUGGCAUUUAUUUAUAGGAAGCAGGUGGUCACUGUAUUAUAAUGAUGACUGACUGGAAUGAUAAAAGGUCCAAAAAAAGAAUUUCCAUGUUAUAUAUAUAUAUAUAUAUAUGAAAUCUAAUUAUUAUUUUUUAAACCGGUCUUGAAAAGAGACGCCACACUCAUCUCAGGUCUCUGCGUGUCGGAUCUUUAGGUGCGGUUUGCCAUUUUGUAUCGUCAUUUUCAAAGAAUAAAGAAAUCCAUUACAAUUUGCUGAUA
Pangasianodon hypophthalmus (striped catfish) is the source of this 2659-nucleotide messenger RNA. It is a transcript of the gene rhot2, whose product is annotated as ras homolog family member T2. NCBI's taxonomy places the organism in Eukaryota, Metazoa, Chordata, Actinopteri, Siluriformes, Pangasiidae. Gene Ontology annotation, molecular function: calcium ion binding; GTPase activity; GTP binding. Gene Ontology annotation, biological process: small GTPase-mediated signal transduction; mitochondrion organization. The transcript is spliced from 19 exons. Gene Ontology annotation, cellular component: mitochondrial outer membrane. The record is from RefSeq and is a predicted model, not a curated record. The coding region runs from base 184 to 2043 and encodes 619 amino acids.